This is a messenger RNA of Phaedon cochleariae (mustard beetle), 363 nucleotides long. NCBI's taxonomy places the organism in Eukaryota, Metazoa, Arthropoda, Insecta, Coleoptera, Chrysomelidae. The record is from the annotation of a GenBank genome assembly.
AUGAGCAUGCCGGGCAGUGGUAUGGACAUGUCCGCUCUGAUGUCCCAGCACCCCGUGUUGGGCGCCAUCCCGCCGGCGUUCUUUCUCAGGGCGUCGGAGCGGUACCAAAGGACGCCCAAGUGCGCCCGGUGCCGCAACCAUGGGGUCGUUUCGGCCCUGAAAGGCCACAAACGGUACUGCCGAUGGAGGGACUGCAACUGUGCCAAGUGCACGCUCAUAGGAAGCUCAGCUUGUGAAGAUCGAGAAUUCAGAGUUAUCAGAACCGGAGAUGUGGAUCAUGGUGAAAAGAUAAACCAGUUAGAGUUAGACAAAAACUCAAGAAGCUUGAAGCUUGAUGAUGCUUCGAAAGAAGGCUUUGGUUAA